Molecule: messenger RNA, 2028 nt
Organism: Malaclemys terrapin pileata
Lineage: Eukaryota; Metazoa; Chordata; Testudines; Emydidae
Product: formin-1-like
Exons: 2
Coding region: 1-2004 (667 amino acids)
Source: RefSeq, a predicted model, not a curated record
AUGGAACUCUGUUACGUCAGCUUCUAUCUCUCAAAGGGAAAAGUCAGAGGAUUUACGUACAAGAGCUGUGUAACUCUAGACAAAUCCAAUAAACGUUUUCAUAACUGCUAUCAAGUAAGAGAAGGGUCAGAGACAGCAGAACUGAGAGAGCAACCUUAUGAAAAUGUUGGAGAUAUUUUUUUCAAGCAAACUACCACUAAAGAUAUUCUCACUGAGCUGUAUAAACUAACUGCUGAAAAAGAGAGGCUGUUAGCUAACCUACUCAGUUCACACAACAUUCUGGGUAUUAAAAUGGGAAAUCAGGAGGGGAAGCUACAGGAUGCCUCUGGAGGACUGAAAUUUAAAGAUGAUGAUCUCUUAAGCUUCAAGGAUCAGCAGGAAACCUUUUUGGGAUCCACAGAUCAGAAACCCAGCUUGAGAAACAAAAAGAUGAAGAAAACUGGCAGAAGGAGAGAGAGCUUGGAGGAGUUCAUAAACAAGAAAGUGAAAAAGAAGGUUCACGGCGAUUUGGAACCUUCUGUGUUAAACAGGACAGAUAUGCAACUGGGAAAUAAAAGGACAUUUCCCACUAAAUUUUCUGCUGGCAGCUCUCCUGGUUCCUUUUCCAAUUCUAAUUGGCAGACAGUAGAAGACCAGGAUGAUUUACCAUUUGACAUGAAUAUACCAUCAGAAAGAUGGAGAAAAGAUGGGUAUUUUCUUGAGUGCAGUGGGACUUUGAAAUCAGAAACAGACCUGUCUGAUUCUCUAUCUGAAUAUGACAAUGAUGUGUAUGGAAGCUGUAUUACACAUCCCAGUGCUGGUCUGUUGGGUGAUGCAGAGGGUACUCUUAAAGUAAUGAAGGUGCAACACAGCAGCCCUUUGUUGAACUCUUUCCAAGACAGUUUAUCUAACAGAUUUGAGGCCUUAAACAAGACUGCAACAGCUGAAAGCCUGCAUGGUUAUGAGUAUACUGAGCAGACCUGCAGUAAGAAACCUACAGCCAGAGUUGUUGCUAAAGUACAGGAUUUGAGAGCAUGUAUGCAGAAAGUUAUAAAAACCCAUACAGAGUCUGAUGAUAACCUUUCUUACACUGAUACUCAAGAAGAUAAGGAAACUGUUACACCUGUUCUCUCUGAAGUGUGCAGGGAAUUUAUAACAAAAGCUGAGGUAUUUAGUAUAGGUGAAUCUGCUGUUGACUCUAAGUACACUGUGAUGCAGGAAAAGGAGCGCAAUGGCUGUGUUUUGCAGUGCAAAGAAGAGAGACUGCAGAUUACUGAUGAGUCAUGCAACCUUGUGGGAGCAGUCAAUAAAACCCUUCUGAAAAUUAUCCAGAACGACAGUUUAGAUGAAGCUGCAGAAUGGAAGAGACUACAACAAAUUACAAGAGCAGACAAAAACCUACCAGGCUCAAUGUAUGACAAAAGAGCUACCUUACCCCAGGAGAGCAACAAAGGUUUGUUUUUAAAUCUGCCAAUACAUUUAAGAACUGAUAUUUCUCAGACAAGCACUAACAUUAAACCAGAAGAGAAAAGGCCACUAUCACCCUCUUUAGUUGCUGUCUGUAAUGUUUUUAAUAAUUCAUAUUCAGGAUCCAAUGCACACAAACAAAUGUCACCUAUUCCUUCUCCUUUAUCUUCGAGAUUGCCUAGUCCACAGCUGCACCAUAGGAUUCUUCCACUACCUACACAGAACACUGAGGAAGAAUUUGUGUUGAAUGACUAUUGCAGUGGGAGACACGAUGCCACAAACCUCUCCUUUGCUAAUGAUUUGGAAUCACAGUUCUAUCUGAAGUUUCCUGAAUCUGGAGAAUUGGGAUUUUCUAUAAGACAACCAGGCCUACAUCAGCACACAACUGGAGAGCGUUUGGAAAAAUGCACUAUCCAAGAAAAACUAACUACUCAGACACAGCAGCAGCUAUGUCCAGAAAUGAAAAAUGCCUUAUUAUCGGUGGAUGCCUUAUUAUCGGGGAGGUCUUAUUAUCGGGGGGAUGCCUUAUAUUACAACGAGAGGCAAAACUGUAAGUAGGCCUUAUUUUCGGAGGAUGUCUUA